Messenger RNA from Colossoma macropomum (tambaqui), 4960 nucleotides. It is a transcript of the gene cilp2, whose product is annotated as cartilage intermediate layer protein 2. Lineage: Eukaryota; Metazoa; Chordata; Actinopteri; Characiformes; Serrasalmidae. The transcript has 10 exons. The coding region runs from base 208 to 3975 and encodes 1255 amino acids. The record is from RefSeq and is a predicted model, not a curated record.
GCAGGAGGGGGCUGGAUUGGACCACUCACCACACUGCCUGUCUUUUAAAACUCUGUUCUCUCUGAAAUGUGCAACAUUCAUCAGACUUGGUUUGAAGGACAGGAAAAACUGAACCCACCUGUGUAAUUCUUUCCUGUCAAGUCAGAGCAGAAUAUAGUUUUUUCAGCCCAGAAGAACCCGCUGCAGUCUGCCUGUGAGAGUGGCACCAUGUGGACGUGGGUGCGAGUGGCACUGGUACUGUGCUCUGUCUUCACUCUGGUUCAAGGUUCUAGCUGGAACAACUCUCAGGUACGGAAGUCCAGCCAAAGGACCAGGAACACAAAGUUGGCCUACAACAGCAUCUUUGAACCCCAGACCACAGGAGUGACAGAGUGGACAUCGUGGUUUAACAUCGAUCAUCCGGGUGGUAAUGGAGACUAUGAGAGGCUGGAGGCCAUUCGUUUCUACUACCGAGAAAGGGUGUGCGCACGGCCGGUGGCCAUGGAGGCCCGCACCACUGACUGGGUAGCCGCCGCAGACACUGGGGAGGUGGUGCAUUCCAGCCUGGAGAAGGGCUUCUGGUGCAUCAAUAAAGAACAGCCGUACGGACGCAUCUGCUCCAACUACCAUGUGCGAUUCCAGUGUCCACCAGUUCAAGCCUACUGGACGGACUGGAGUGCAUGGGGUCCUUGUUCAACUACUGCCUGCAAUGAUGUGGGCAUCCAGGUGCGUCGGCGGAAAUGCAUGAGCACUCAGUCUCUGCCUGUGCUGCUCACUCCAACCUGUCCCGGCCCACACACCGAGCGCAGAGAGUGCUCUACCCCACCAUGCCAAGCAGUCAAGUGGAGUCAGUGGGGGUUGUGGAGCGCUUGCUCAGUGACCUGUGGGAAAGGUCGAAGAGGCAGACGGAGAACGUGCAUCAAAUCCUCGGACAAGCUCCAAUGCAAAGGACGGCCAGUAGAAGUCCAGAAGUGUGGAAAUACGCCAUGUCCAGUAGUGUGCCAAAUUGUGUGUCCUGAGGGACGUCCCAGUGAGGACUGCAGCCACUGUGUAUGUGAGGGACAAACACUGCAGGGGGAAGUUCUGAGUGUAACCGGCGUGCCAGUGUCUGGAGCCAGUGUGGCAGUUUCAGACCAGCCCACGGUUAUCCGGACCCAUACAGAUACUAAAGGUCUGUUCAAAAUCCCUGGCGUGUGCUCUGGCCCUGAGGCUCGACUGCUCAUCAACAAAGAGAAAUUCGCUCCUGCCACUGUGCCAGUUUUCAACAACAGCAGCAAGAGUCUCUGGAUACGGGCUCUUCUCAGGUCCUCAGAGAAGCCAUACAUUCUGAAGCAUCCUGAGGACAAAGUACGAUAUGAGGGGCAACGUGUGAUUCUUUGCUGCAAAGCAACAGGAACACCCAACCCAGACAAAUAUUACUGGUAUCACAACGGAACCUUGUUGGACCAGAAAAUUUACAAGUAUGAAGAAGACUUGGUUUUGCGUGACCUGAAACCAGAACAGACCGGGCAGUAUUACUGCAAAGCCAACAGUCUGACAGGCAGCAUCAAAUCCACUCCAGCCUUCUUAACUGUUUUUGCUAAAGGAGCCCCAGCAUGUAAUGCUACACCUGAAAGUCACCUGAUUAGACUGCCGAUAGACUGUAAACAGCCAGGUACAGAAUCAAAGUUCUACAAUGCUGGUCGCUGUCCUCACAACAAAUGUCCUGGAUCACUGGACUUUGACCUACGAUGCAGAGAUGGGUCUGGUUUCUGCUGUGGGGUGAAGCAAAUGGAGGCAAAGGAGAUCAACUGUGGGAGCUACACUUUACCAAUAAAAGCUGUGAGUGAAUGUGGCUGCCAGAAGUGUGUGGAGCCCAAAGUGCUAGUACGAGGUAGGGUGGUUGCGGCUGACAACAAUGAACCCUUGCGCUUCGGACACAUUUACAUGGGAAAGGAACGAGUAGGAACCACAGGAUAUCAGGGUGGAUUCACAAUUCAAGUCCCUUCUGACACCCAGCGCCUAGUAGUGAACUUUGUAGACCCAUCACAAAGGUUCAUAGAUACCCUCAAAGUGUUCAUCUUUGAUAGAAAAGGUGGUGCAGUAUACCAUGACGUAAAAGUCAUGAGAAAGCAAGAACCAGUUGACAUUGAUGCUGGAGAGACCAACACUAUUUAUCUGGGUGAAAUAAAAGGCGAAGAUCCCAUCGGUCAGCUGGUCAUACCUCCCAACUCCUUCCACAAAAAUACUGGGGAAACGUACGAGGGCACAGUUAAAGCCAGCGUCACAUUCUUUGAUCCUCGCAACAUCACAACAGCUGCCGCCGCACCAGGAGACUUAAACUUUGUGGGUGAUGAGGGUGACAUUCUUCCUCUGAGGACAUAUGGAAUGUUUUCUGUUGAUUUCAAAGAUGAGGCAAACCAGGAAGUGCUUGGAGCUGGUGAAGUCCAAGUGCUCUUGGAUACAGAGCAUGUCAAAAUGCAAGAACAUAUUCCUGCUAUGAAACUGUGGUCUCUUAAUCCAGAUACAGGUAUCUGGGAGGAGGAAGGUGACUUCCAAACUACUCAGGUUACCACUGGUGGAAAUGGAAGGAGAAAAAGAGAAGAGCGCACUUUCUUAAUUGGAAACAUGGAAAUCAGAGAACGUAGGUUGUUCAACUUAGAUGUACCUGAAAGUCGACGCUGCUAUGUGAAGGUACGGGCGUACAUGAGUGACAAGUUCCUGCCUACUGAGCAACUUGAAGGAGUAGUCAUCAACCUAAUAAACCUGGAACCCAAGCCUGGCUAUUCCUCAAAUCCUAGAGCUUGGGGACGAUUUGACAGUGUGAUAACAGGACCUAAUGGAGCUUGUCUCCCAGCCUUCUGUGAUGCUCAGAGACCUGAUGCAUAUACAGCUUAUGUCACAGCAAUAAUGGGCGGUGAAGAACUUGAGGCAGCCCCAUCUGCUCCAAAGAUGAAUCCUAAUAUUAUUGGUGUGUCGCAACCAUACCUAGACAAGUUAGACUACCAACGUUCAGAUCAUGACGAUCUGGCACUUAAAAAAACAGCCUUCAGAAUAAAUUUGGCCAAACCUAAUCCUAAUAAUUUUGAUGAAACCAAUGGACCAAUAUAUCCUUAUCAAAAUUUAAUUGCAUGUGAAAAUGCACCUGUUGAUGCAAAUCAUUUUCGGUUCUUCCGUGUGGAGAAAGACAAAUAUGAGUACAACGUGGUACCUUUUGAGGAGAGUGAUCUCACAACAUGGACUGGGGAUUACUUAUCCUGGUGGCCAAAUCCUCAGGAGUUCAGAGCUUGCUACAUCAAAGUGAAGAUCCACGGGGCAACAGAAGUCAUGGUACGGUCAAGGAACCUUGGUGGCACCCAUCCGAUGACCAGAGGUCAGCUGUAUGGAAUUAGAGACAUCCGCAGCACUCGUGACCUGAGCCAUCCCAACACCUCUGCAGCUUGCCUGGAGUUCAAGUGUGGCGGUAUGCUUUUUGACCAAGCUGCUGUUGACCGGUCUCUCAUUACUGUCAUUCCACAAGGCAACUGUCGGCGAAUAGGCAUCAACAGUCUCCUGCAAGAGUACCUUACAAAACACCCACCUGUUCGCCAGAACAAUGAGUCUCAUGCAUUCAACAUGUUAGCCCCUGUGGACCCCCUAGGGCACAACUACGGAAUCUACACUGUCACAGACCAGAACCCACGAAUUGCCAAGGAGAUUGCCAUAGGUCGCUGCUUUGAUGGAACAUCAGAUGGUUUCUCCAGGGAGAUGAAGUCAGAAUCUGGAGUGGCUUUAACUUUCAGCUGCCCAAAAAGAACUGUAAACCGUGAGAGUCUGUUCCAGCGCUUGCAAACGAAUCCAGGCCAAACCUUGGCACAGAUGGCUCGGGACAUGAGGGAAUCACAAGGAAUGCAGGUCAGAAGAGGGUCAGCCCAGGUAGUGGCAUAUCCCUCUGGCCAACAGGGCAGGACCCAGGGCCGCAGAACUGGUACUGCAAGCAGGAGGAGAACUGGGACACGGACUCAACCAAGGCAGUAGAGCUGUCUAGAGGUCACUGGGGAGAUUCAAGAUGAAGACAUGAGAUUCACAAAAAUGAUGAUGGAAAUGACAAACCUGGUCAGUCUGGGCAUGUUGGAUACUGUGUUUUCUGAGGCAAGACCCAUUUAUUUGUCACAAACCCUGUUCCAAGCAAAAGGACAUAUUCUGUCGGGAGUCUGAAGGGAAUUGACAUGCUUCUUCAUUCCAAGAGAAAAAAAAAAUCACUUGAUAAAAUGAGACAUUUGUUUAAUCUUCAGGGCAAUUGCUUCCAAAGCAACAUUCAGGAUAAAUCCAUUUAUUUAUUACAGUAAUGAAAAUGGUCAACAUUUACCACCAGAGUCUUUGGGUCUUUCUUCUGUCACAUAAGUUUAAUAUUUGAACAGGCCGAAUAAAUUCUUUAUCAUGGAAUGCUUUCUUACUCAUCUUUAAAAAAAAAACCCUAAUGAGCUUAGAUGUAAUGACAGAUGGCUUCUGCUAUUCUGUCAAAGACAUUACUGUAGAAGAGGACACAUGUGGGGUGCAAUGGACCAGACUCUUAAUGGAGCAAAAAAGGAUGCUACUUCGUCUUCUCCCUUUUUCCAAAUUAAAAUAUGCCAGAUGUAACCCAGUCAUUCUUCAGUCUGACCAAAGCAGAGCUAACGAUGGCCAAGGAAAGCAGAUCUAGCCAGCAAACUAAACAGAACCUAUGGCAAGAGUUUGGAUGGAAUAGAUUACGAUGGAUGACACAGCAGCCUUAGGUCCUCAGUUUGGAUUUUCCAGUUAGCGCAUUUAAAGACACCAAGAUCGAUCCCAUCUUAAAAACUACCUCUUGAACAUUUCCAACAUAAAAUAGAGCGUUUCCCAACCACCUUUAUGCACGACAGUGAAUUAGCAUGUUUAAAUCCAUGGUUUGUAAAUAGGUUAUAUGUUGUUUUUUUGACGUGCAAUAAUUCUGAAAAUGACUUGAGAGCCCUCACCAAAAAAAAAAUAAAAACACCUUUCAUGA